AAUUGCUCCUUCACAGGAAUCAGCUGAUGCAGGACGAUCAUGAGCUUACGGAGGCACUGAAGAAGGUUUCCCACCAGCAAGAUUCGACCAAGCUUGAUCUGGAGCAGCUGCCCCAAGAGUCCUCUGGCCAAGUGCACACUCUGGCCAGGAUGUCCAGCAAGAAGGAAUUGCUGGUGCGCAAGGUGGCUGCCCUAGAGGUGCAACUGCCAGCCUUGGAGCAGGACAGACAAGGCCUUUCAGAGCAGCUGACACAGGCCAGGUCAGUGAACGAGACCCUGGAGAACAGCCUAUCUGAGGCUCAGCGGCACAUAUUGCAGUUGGAGAUCACCAGGAGCCAGCUGGAAAUCCAACUUCAAACAGUCACACAGGCCAAUGAACUGAUACAAGGGGAAGUGAAGUGCCUUAGAUGGAAGCUGGAAGCUGAGAGAUAUCUCAUGCAGCAGGAAAGGAAGACCAUGGCAGAACAGCUCUCGCAGGCAGAACAGCAGCAUGACGAGACUCUCAAGCUUCUGGAAACUGAUCACGAAGUGGAAGUAAACAAGCUCCUGCAAGCCCUGCAUGAACGGGACAGGCUGCAAGCAGCGAAGGCAAAAGCUUUGCAGGAGACUCUCACUUACAUGAUCACCAUGCUGUCAGAGAGGGAGGGAGAAACGUUGUGCCAAGAACAGACAAGAACGCCGGAAAAGCAGAGAGAAAUGCAUGAAACUGCUCCCAGCCAGGUUAUUAAUGACGUAACGGAUCAAAACCCGGAGUCACUACAAAAGCAAAACCAGGAAGCCGGAGAGGCCACGGAAAUGCUGUUAAGGGCUCUCCGUGCGCAUGUGGAACAGACCUUAGAAACCUUAAAAGAAAAGGACAGACUCCUAGCCAUCCAAAGGCAACAAACAAGGAGCUAUGAGGAGAAAACAGAAGAACAGAUGAAUGUCUUGCGCAAAGACUUAGAAUACGCUAAGGCAGAACUGAAAGAAAAGGAUUUUGUGAUCGAAUCUCAGAAGGAAGUGAUUGAGACCUUCCAAAACCAAGAAAAAGACUCUGAACAGCACAAGAAAAUUCUGCUUGAAGUGGCAGUUGAAGUGGCACUAAAGGAAAGAGAUCAAGAAACUGUAUCCCUUAGAAAGCAAUGUGAGGCAUGCAAGGAAAAGGAGAAGCAGCACGGAGCUGAGCAAGAAAAACUGCAAGCAACAGAACGGACUCUGAAAAAGAGAGAAAAGAAGAUAAGGGCUCUGGAGGAGACUGUCUUGAAGCUUCAACAGCAAAAGAACGAGGCAGUGGUGAUGAUUAAAACCAUACAGCAAAAACUACAACACACGGAGUCUUCUCUAGGCACCCGAGAGAAGGAGAUAAUGUCUUUACAAAGACAUGUACAGGACCUUCAAAAGCAGAAGGAGUUAGCAGGCAAACAGGCCAGGACUCUAGAGCAGAAUCUUGAGAAAAUGAGACAAAGACUGAAGGAGAACAAUUUGAAGUUCCUCAAGCAGACAGAGGAAAGCAACAUGUCAUCGCUGUGUGGUGAUCUGCUUGAGAAAGUAGUGAAGAAGAGAGACACAGACAGGUUUCAUCACCAGCAGGCUAUUGCAGAAGGAGUGCAGCAAUCGUGGCUCUUGGAGAAGAAGCUCCUGUUGCAACAGCUGGAAAGUUUGCAGCAAGAAGUUGCAAGGCUGAAACUUGCCAACACUGAGCUGAAGGAAUUCAAUGCUGAACUCAAGAAGUCUCUUGAGGAGGUGGAAUGUCAAUGGAGGAAACUGAUGAGGCUCCACUGUGAUCAGUCUCUUCCAGGUGCAAGUGGAUCUUCCUUCUCCAAGCCUCACCACACAAGAUGCCUGCUUCUAGUUACCCCCGCCCUGGGCGUGACGUGCUGCGAUAUGGAAUACGUCUUUGGCUAG
Molecule: messenger RNA, 1883 nt
Organism: Pezoporus occidentalis (night parrot)
Lineage: Eukaryota; Metazoa; Chordata; Aves; Psittaciformes; Psittacidae
Gene: CEP250
Product: centrosomal protein 250
Exons: 8
Coding region: 27-1883 (618 amino acids)
Source: RefSeq, a predicted model, not a curated record